Molecule: messenger RNA, 1705 nt
Organism: Hydra vulgaris (swiftwater hydra)
Lineage: Eukaryota; Metazoa; Cnidaria; Hydrozoa; Anthoathecata; Hydridae
Product: fizzy-related protein homolog
Biological process (GO): positive regulation of anaphase-promoting complex-dependent catabolic process; anaphase-promoting complex-dependent catabolic process; positive regulation of ubiquitin protein ligase activity
Cellular component (GO): anaphase-promoting complex
Molecular function (GO): anaphase-promoting complex binding; ubiquitin ligase activator activity; protein binding
Source: RefSeq, a predicted model, not a curated record
GACAGUAUUCAAAUAUAAAACAAUAGAAAUACAUGCAGUUCCUGAUUUAAAUAUACAAACAAUUAUAUUUCUUAUUUUGAAAAAUUGUAAUCUCACUCAAAUGGAUCCGGCUUAUGAGCAACGUUUAUUCAGACAAGUUAAUGGAAUUAAAACUCCAACAAAAAGUCCAAUUUCUUCACCAUUUGGAAAAAGUCCUGGGCAGGUAACGCCUACCAAGCGAUUGCAAGAUGCUGGGUUAGACAGAUUUAUUCCUAGUCGAGCUGUGGUUAACUUAAGUAAAGGAUUUCUUUCAACGCCUCCAAAUGAAAAUGUGGAUCCUGCAUUAUUAUCUGGAACAAAAGACCACGUUCCCUGUUCAGAAAAUAAAGAAUUUCUUCUCUAUAAUUCACUUCUUCGAAAUGAACUCUUAAGAGACGAGAUCGAAACUCUCAACGAUGAAAAUGAUGAACGCCAUCCAUUAUCUACUCCCAAGCAUGUGCGCUCACUGUUUAAAAGUCGAGCUCCUAAUAAACGCAAAUAUUUACUUGAUUCAAUUGAUAUCUCAUCCCCCUACACUAUAUCUCCAAUUGGAACCAACAGCCACAGACUUCUACGAUCUCCUAAAAAGGCAGUUCGCCAAAUACCAAAAGUUCCUUAUAAGGUUCUUGAUGCACCUGAUUUACAAGAUGAUUUUUACUUGAAUUUGGUUGACUGGUCAUGUCAAAAUAUUUUAAGUGUUGGGUUGGGAUCUUGUGUGUAUCUUUGGAGUGCUUAUACCAGUCAGGUGACUAAGUUGUGUGAUCUAUCAUCUGAAGGCGAUCCUGUUACUUCUGUUGCUUGGAAUGAUAAGGGAAAUCAUUUGGCUGUUGGUACACACAAAGGGUACAUUCAAAUUUGGGAUAUUGCUGUUUCAAAACGAAUCCAGGUGUUGCAAGGUCACACAACAAGAGUUGGAUCAUUAGCAUGGAAUAGUGAUAUCCUUUGUUCAGGUAGUAGAGACCGGAAUAUUAUUCAACGUGAUGUCAGAUGUCCAACAACAUCUGAAAAACGAUUGAUUGGUCAUCGUCAAGAGGUUUGUGGUUUAAAGUGGUCACCUGACAAGCAACUGUUGGCAUCUGGUGGAAAUGAUAAUAAAUUACUUGUUUGGAAUCAAUCUUUGACAACUCCUUUCCAACAGUAUAAUGAUCACACUGCUGCUGUAAAAGCUAUUGCUUGGUCACCCCAUCAACAUGGUUUGUUAGCCAGCGGAGGAGGAACACAAGAUAAGACAAUUCGAUUUUGGAAUACAUUAAAUACUCAACAGCUGCAAUGUGUAGAUACUGGUUCCCAGGUUUGCAACUUGGCUUGGUCCAAGCAUUCAAAUGAGUUGGUGAGUACCCACGGCUAUUCACAAAAUCAAGUUCUGGUGUGGAGAUAUCCAAGCUUGACCCAAGUCGCAAAGCUUACUGGUCACACAUUUCGAGUUUUGUACUUGUCUAUGUCUCCGGAUGGAGAGUCAGUAGUUACUGGCGCUGGCGAUGAAACAUUGCGUUUUUGGAAUACGUUCAGCAAGAGCCAUACGCAUAAGGAGUCAAGGUCGGAACUUAAUUUAUUUUCGCACAUUCGUUGAAUUUUUAAAUUUAUAGCUAUAUGUAUAUAAAAAAUCCAGAUACCAAAUAUUAAAUUAUUAUAUAUAGUACUAAUUUAUAUGCGCAAAGCGAUUUAAACUUUUUUUUCUACUUUUUGU